Molecule: messenger RNA, 1305 nt
Organism: Cydia fagiglandana
Lineage: Eukaryota; Metazoa; Arthropoda; Insecta; Lepidoptera; Tortricidae
Gene: Nanoso
Exons: 8
Coding region: 136-1290 (384 amino acids)
Biological process (GO): oogenesis; negative regulation of translation
Cellular component (GO): perinuclear region of cytoplasm
Molecular function (GO): zinc ion binding; mRNA binding
Source: RefSeq, a predicted model, not a curated record
AUCGUCUUGGUAAAUUGAAACCGUGUUCGAAAUGGACCAAUAGAGAGCCCAUUCUCGUUUGGACUGUGAACUAGUCAGGACGCGCGCGGUGUCUGGCUGAUCUUGAUCGUAAUUUUAAAUUCAGAACGAAAACAAAUGGAGGACAAUGUAUUUAGUGAUUAUGGUACUGGCAGCGGCGGUUCGGCAAGAUCGUCAUGGGCGAGCUUGGAUUCGUGGCCAUCAGCAGCUCCGAAACAACAGCAGUUGGGUACGGCGGACGAACAAUGCCAGUAUCAAUCCGCAGAUCUACUAGAUUUGAUGGUAAAACGAAGCACGCUGCAAGAAAUGAUGAGCGAAUUCAAAAUGAACGGGUACGAUUGUCCGUACAAUCCGGACGAAGAUAAAAGGUCCAGCCGACCAGUAAAUCAUAUUGGCAUGGGUCCAUCGAGCGUAUACCUGCGACAGAAGUCUUGGCCCGAACCAGAGGCUACUCCAGCGCAGCGCUUGCCGCGACCCAAGUCAGAGUGGAUCCAGUCCACCACCGUGCCGGAUCUAUUGGAGCCACCAAUUUUUUUCGAUGAUGACGUCGGCAAGGCUCCUUCGAAUGUGUACCUGCGAGAGAAGUGGUCUGUACCAGCGCCAGAGCGGGAGAAGUGGUCUGAGUUUGAGCCAGAAAUUAUGAAGUCGCAGCCGCUGCCCCGUCCAAAGUCGGAAUGGAUCCAACCCACCACUGCGCCAGAUAUUACACAAGCUCACAAAUUCUUCGAUGAUCUGGAUCUGACAUUGCCCGUGAGACAGCUGGAAACUAUUACGGCGGAGCAAGUGCGAGUGUUGAACUCUCUGCCUAACGCCGUGUUGUACGGACUGCUGCGGGACCUAGAGCAGAAAAGGAACGAGACAGCCAGGAACAAACGAGUACCAGAUCAGGAAUGCCGAUUCUGCAAGAACAACGGCGAGCGUGAAUCGUACUACCGCUCGCACGUGCUGAAGGACGCCGGCGGCCGCGUGUCGUGCCCCGUGCUGCGCAAGUUCGUGUGCAAGCGGUGCGGCGCGAGCGGCGACCACGCGCACACCGUCAAGUACUGCCCGCUCAGCACGGAGGAGGAGCGCAUAAAAUCUACAGCCAUGAUGCGCAGCGUGCGGUUGGCGUCGGGGCGCCGCCGCGGACCGGUGGAGCCCGCGGGUGACUACGUCAUGUUCGGCGACACCACGCCCACCUUCCUGCGCGACUACCGCUCCUGCGCCCCGCUCGACCCCGUGUGGGCCGACUUGGAGCAAAAGUUGACUUUAUAUAGAUAUCAGCCCUGCUAGCAUGAGUUGCGUUCU